Molecule: messenger RNA, 1088 nt
Organism: Musca domestica (house fly)
Lineage: Eukaryota; Metazoa; Arthropoda; Insecta; Diptera; Muscidae
Exons: 2
Coding region: 79-915 (278 amino acids)
Source: RefSeq, a predicted model, not a curated record
UUGCAAAAAUACAUCAGUCAGACGAAGUUAGUUGGGCAGUGAAGAUCAGUGAAUUUGGAAAGAAAAGAAAAUAAAAAAAUGAGACCAUUUAGAUUGUUUUAUGUAACAGCCAUAGUUGCGUUGGGAUCCCAUGUUACGGCUGUGCCCAUAGAAGCAACAGUGGAGCUAGAGACCACGGGGAAUUCAAGUAAUAAUGAACAACAGGAAACAGUGGGAGUAGAAAAAACCAAACAGCCGGUGACACCAGGGCCCAACGCAACAGAUUUGGAAACAUCCAAUUCGAAUGCAGAUCCUACUUAUGUGUUACCCGAACAUCAUUCAUCAGCCGGCACAGCACCAUUUGAUCCCUCAGUAUAUGCGGGCUAUUUGACACCCGAAGCCUUCCAGCAAUAUCUGGCACAAUUUGCCGGGGCCUUUGCUCCCUAUGCCUAUCCUGGUUAUGGUGCUGCACCAGCUCCUGUCUAUCCUGGCCCCUUUGCUGUUCAAACGGGUUAUGAUGGCUUUUUGGUGCCAUCCAUUUCGGCAAAUUUGGCAGCUACCGGUACUGCUGCUUCCACUUCGGUCAUUAGCAACAUCUCAACUGCCCUACAAAAUCUUUUCACCACCCUGAUGAGUUCAACAAUUUUCCAAAUGGUCCUAACCGCCUUGGGGGCAUUGGCCAUGAUCUUGUUUGGCGGUGCCAUUACAACGGCUAUUUGCAAUCUAACACCUAUCUGCAAUAUCUCCUUCAAAGCAGUAUCCUAUCUACGUGGUGCUGGUGCUGACGAUGUCGGACGCAUGCUGGCCGAGGAAAUGACACCGGAACGGGUGAGACGUGCUGCUGAAUUUGUACGAAAUGCCAUUCGCAAAUACAAAGAAAUGCAGAGUCUAAUGCAUGCCGAAGAGAAUCAUUAUGUGAAUAAUGGCGAGGAAUGAUGAUACGAAUAAUUUGUAUAUGUAGCUGCAACCUUCCCACCUAUCCCAACCGAGAAUUUGACAAUAACGAGUAGUUUAGUUUAGCGCUAAAGUGUAGGACUCUUAGCUAUAAGUUGUAAUCUAAGUAUAUCAUGAAGUAUUUUCUUCGUAAUAAAAUAAUGUAUAAAUGUAAA